AUGACGCGCAAAGGCCCUGGCACAGAUGGCCCUCUACAGACAGCCCUAUUAGAAUCUACGUCUGCAGCCACUACAAGAGCUUCUGACGGUCAAAAGAUAUUCAGCCCUAUAGCUGCAUUCCUCAAUAAACACCGCAGCCAAACCACUGGCCUCGCUCCUCACCUACUGAGAGCCCUCACCGCUCUAAGCGAUGACCUUGCCUCAGUAGCCCAACGACACUUCAACGCCUAUAUCAGCGGCAUCUCGAUAACCUCCAUUCCACCUGCCCCUCCCUUUUCCCCCUCCCCUACCUUGAAUCUCUCACCCCCCUCACCCCCUCCCUCACGUCCCCCUUCAGGUCUUGAACGGUCAACUUAUGCGACUGUCACCCAAUAUGCCCCACCUAUGCCUUUAGUGAAACAACCGCCUCCUGACAACCGGCUCUUUGUACGCCUUCCAGGUGACCAUGCAGCCAGAAAGAUGGAAGCCUACGCUAUCUACUCUAGCCUACGGACACAACUGAACUCAAAUAACUCAGCACUGAAGGAAGUUCAAGCCACGAAGACUGACUUCGCACUAGUUUUCUCAUCCCCAGAAGCCCUCCUGGCCCUCAAAGCUCAAAAAGAGACUAUCUCUGCAUUUUUUGUCAACUGCCAGAUAGAACGCAGCUCCCGAUGGGUCUCAUACCGAGUCACUAAUGUGCCAAGGAAAAUUGGCCAAAUCUCAGAUGGCCGAUACUCUCUAAUCCCUGUUAAUCCCACAAUACUAUCUUCAGAGAUUAGCGAAAUUACGGGUCUCAAGCCUAUCUCAAUCAGUGAGACUACUGCGAGCGUUGCCAAUCCCAACACUCUUUCUUCCAGUUGGUUCGUCAACUUCCCUGAAGAUAUGAAAACACCACUGCCUACCCAGCUACGUCUCUUUGGCACUAUCACUAAUGCUCGCUAUCUCUCAAAAAGGACAGUUGUCCAGUGCACACGAUGCUGGAAAUGGCAUAAUGCACGAUCUUGUGCCCGCCCCUCUCGAUGCCGGCUCUGCGGCUCCUCAGAGCAUACUGAAGGGAGCCAUGUCAACCGCUGCACAGCCCUGGAGCCUCAUCAGUGCCCUCCCAGAUGUAUACACUGCCAUGGACCACAUCCAGCUGAUUCUCCAGAAUGCCUCCUGCGCCCUAAAGGCAACACCAAACAUACUAAAGCUCAACAAGCAGAGAUCCGCAAAUCCUGUGCUAUUAACCUUGCAAAAGCUCGAACUGAAGGAGGAUGUAGCUCUCAGCUUUCCAUUGGCACACAAGAAACACCUAUAGCACUAGACGAGAUGCCAUCUCAGCCUCCAACCCAUGAGAUUAUCUCUCCCUUCCGCUCAGUCACCCCUCCACCACGGGCCCCUACUGAAGAUCCUCCAAUUACAGCUCGUGCAGUCCGCUUUACAACCCCUCAGCCACAGAACCGUUACGUCUAUAAUGCCCCAGCAGGCUCCAUCAGAGCAGGUGAAGCCGCGAAAGCCCUUAGCACCCUUCCAGAGGCGUACUUCCCUCAAGCAACAAUACUCGCAGGCGACCUAAAUCUACUACACAAUAGAUGGCAGCCAUCGCUAAACCGCAGCUCCACAAACUUCGCAGAGCCAUUUAUUAAUUGGCUGGAUCUCCAGGGUCUAGUAUUCAUCUCCGACAUAGAUUGUCCCACACAUGAUAGGGGAAACGUGUUGGACCUCAGCUUUGCCUCAAGCCCUCUAGCACUCGCGGGAGCCAAGGCCAGCAUAGCGAGCCACUUAGACGCAACCUCAGAUCACCGACCACUGAUCACCACUGUACCGUGGGAUCAGAGAUAUCUGGAAACAGCCCAGAAACUGAGAUUUGACACACUAGACCACACCUGCUUCCUCUCACUCCUUACCUCUAAUCUCGCUGAUAUCGAGAGCUCAGCCACGACAAAAGAAGACCUUGACGCACUUGCUAAAAAACUAACAUCUGCAAUCCAAGGAGCAUAUGCAGGCUCUGCUAUGAGAACCAUGUCACAAGGCAUAGGACAACCAUGGUGGAACGAUAACUGCAAAAAAGCUUCACACAAUUACCGCUCAGGCCUCUGCUCAAAAACAGACUUCCGCCGGAUAACUAGGCGGUCUCAACGACAAUUUUGGCAAGAUAAGCUCUCUACAGUAACACAAAUGAAGGAUGUUUUCGAUAUGAGUAAAUGGCAUAAGUCUACAGGCACCUUUCGAAGCCCUCCACUGAGGGAUCCGAUGAGACCCAACAGCUUCCCAGCAGUUGCUGUACAUGAGAAACGAGAUGUACUAGUUCGCAAUCUUCUCCAAAACUUGGCUGAGGCAGGAGAUAUACCUCUGGACUCCCCAGCAGUGCCUUCCACUAGUCUCUACUUCCCAGAUAUAUCGAUGUUACAGGUGGAGAAGUCAGUACUUCACGCAGGAAACACAGCUCCUGGCGCCAACGAAAUCCCAACGUGCAUACUCAAAGUAGCAUGGCAUUUGAUCAAGGAUAAGGUACUAAUGCUAUAUCAAGGUUGUCUAAAGAUUGGUUACCACCCAAAAUGCUUUCGACAUGCAAUCUUAGCAAUUAUCCAGAAACCAAAAAAGACUGAUUGCUCUCCUCUCAGUCCUGGGUAA
Messenger RNA from Talaromyces stipitatus ATCC 10500, 2595 nucleotides. RefSeq lists its product as uncharacterized. The record is from RefSeq and is a predicted model, not a curated record. Gene Ontology annotation, molecular function: catalytic activity. Lineage: Eukaryota; Fungi; Ascomycota; Eurotiomycetes; Eurotiales; Trichocomaceae. The coding region runs from base 1 to 2595 and encodes 864 amino acids. The transcript is spliced from 3 exons.